Messenger RNA from Sardina pilchardus (European sardine), 2606 nucleotides. Its product is annotated as tetratricopeptide repeat protein 39A. Lineage: Eukaryota; Metazoa; Chordata; Actinopteri; Clupeiformes; Clupeidae. The coding region runs from base 246 to 1937 and encodes 563 amino acids. Gene Ontology annotation, molecular function: protein binding. The record is from RefSeq and is a predicted model, not a curated record. The transcript has 18 exons.
ACUCAGUAGACGAGCACUUUAUCCGUAUGAAAGCACUUUUCGUUUGCACUUAGCGAAGUUAUCGUUUAGUUACCUUUCGUGGCCGCCAUACGUGUGGCCCCAUACUACUGUGGGGAUGACUAGUUUAUAGAAGGCUGUAUUUUAUUAAAGUUACGGUCCUGCUUGUGUUUAGUGUUCAUUACUCGCAGACACGGGCUUCCCUGCAUUUUCGCAAGGUGCUUGCGCACGAGGUCUUUGAAGGGAACAUGUCCAGUGGGAAAUAUGCACCUGUGGCCGAAAACUCCUCAUCGACUCUACAAGGAUGUCUGGAGGAGUGUAUGGAAGCCCUGGAUCUUUUUCUCAACAACCACUUCAGCGAAAGCUUGGACAAGCUAAGACCACGUGCCAAGGACAGCAUGUACCAUGCACUCAUCUAUGCCACAGUGUUGGAGAUGCAGGCCAUGAUGACUUUCGAACAUGAAGACAUCGCAAACGCAGGAAGCACCAUGAAACAUGCGCAGGAGGUCUGCCAAAGGUUUCGUCGAAAGUCUGGCGCACUGGGGAGCAAGUCGGCUGGAGACAGUUUGUCUGAGGAGGGACUCCAUGCUGAGGUGUGCUACGCUGAGUGCCUUUUACAGAGAGCUGCUCUUACAUUUCUGCAGGACGAGAACAUGGUGAACUUUAUCAAAGGAGGAAUCAAAGUGCGCAACAGCUACCUCAUAUACAAAGAGCUGCACACUUUUGUCCAAUCACGUGGCACCACAGGGCCCAACCACGCCCAGCUAGAAGGAGGCCUGUCCUUUGGUAUCGGCGCUUUUAAUUUGACCCUGUCAUUAUUUCCUCCACGUGUCCUCAAAAUCCUAGAGUUUGCUGGCUUCUCGGGUGACAAGGUGUAUGGCUUAUCACAGCUCCACCAGGGGGCGCUCUCAAACAACCUGCGCUCCAUGCUGAGUGCUCUGCUUCUACUCUGCUACUACACAUUCCUCUCCUUCAUACUGGGGACCGGGGAGGCGGACGUGGCCGAGGCCGAGGCCCUGCUGAAGCCGUUUCGCCUGCGCUAUCCGAGGGGUGCCAUUUUUCUCUUCUUUGCGGGCAGAGCAGAGGAGAUCAAGGGGAACAUUGAUGAGGCGGUGGCACUGUUUGAAGAUGGCUGCAAGGCCCAGCAGGCUUGGAAGCAGUUCCACCACAUGUGCUACUGGGAGCUGAUGUGGUGCUUCACCUACAAGCGCUUGUGGAAGAUGGCCUACUUCUACGCAGACCUCCUGAGUCAGGAAAGCCGAUGGUCCAAGGCAAUGUAUGUGUACAUGAAGGCGGCCUGCCUCAGCAUGCUGCCUAACAGUGAGGCCAGACCCUUCGGGGAGAACGAGGCGGACCUCUUCAGACAGGUGCCUUCCUUCAAGCAGAAAAUAGCAGGCAAGUCUCCACCGACGGAAAAGUUUGCCAUUCGCAAAGCUCGACGCUACAAAGCCAGCUGUCCCGUACGGUUGCAAGUGCCAGUUCUGGAAAUGAUGUACAUGUGGAAUGGCUUUGCGAUGAUCAGCAAGCGGCCCGAGCUCACUGAGGGCAUGAUGGAGACUCUCCUGGCGGCUGAGCGCUCUCUACAGGAGGCACCUGCAAAUGAAUACAUAUUAGAUGACACUUGUGUCAUUCAGCUGCUGAAGGGACUUUGCUUGAAGAACCAGGGCAAACUUCAGGCAGCAGAGGAAUGCUUCAACACAGUGUACAUGAAUGAGAAGAAGCUCAAGUUUGACCACUACCUGGUUCCCAAUGCUUUGCUGGAGCUGGGGCUUCUCUAUAUUAAUCUUGGACGGCGAGAGGAGGCGAUCAAGAUACUGCAAAAGGCAAAACACAACUACAAAGAAUAUUCCAUGGAGUCCCGCACCCACUUCCGCAUCCACGCUGCCCUCUCUAAACUGAAAGCUGACACAAAUGACCAGGGAGAGACAACUGCACUAUAAUCAGAUGGCAGGGCACAUCAGGGAAACAACGGCUCUUUUCAAAACAUUUUCCAGAGUUCAGUCAUAACAAUCCAGUCUCAGGUGGUUUAGUGAUAAGAAGCAUGCUCUCCACAAACAGGAUACUCCACUCUUCAAGGAUGGCAUUUUGUUUAACAGUUACAUCCCUCCCAAAGGGACAGCAAUUUAUUUUUUUAUAUAUAUUUAAAUGUCCCUGAAGAGCAGUGGAUGGAAGACUUAUGUGAAAUUUUAAACUGAAAUUGUGUCAAGUUACUUAACGCCAUGUUUAAGUCUUGAUGUCUUACAUUGCAUUAUGUUUAGUGCACUUCACUACAUGACAAGUACAUUUUAAUGUCACUUUAGUAUUUUAUCACGGCACGAAUCAAUGUGCACAUCUAUUUUAGCAUCGGUGGUCUUUAUCUAGAGGUGAACAAGCGGACAAGUGUCAGCCAAUGUGAAAAUCAACAUUCAGGAAAGCUGUGAAAACAGCAAUGCAUCGAAGAGACUUCUAUACUCUUUGUUUGCACUGGCUUAACUAUUUUAAGCGGCCUUGCCGUGUUCAAUUUGUGUUCCACUCUUCUCUUUUGAGCGAAGAAACCCUUACAGAUAAUUGUAUAAUUUUAGACCUUAAAUUAUAUUACACAUCCUUAUAUAAUAAAAGCAUAUAUUCUA